AUGUCAACCGAGCCUCAGAAUGGAUCGGCAUACAGUGUCGCUAGUACUCGUCCUGCCGCUUCUUCACAGGAAAUCUCAAGUGACGACGCGUAUCAUUGCAUUACAGCACACCAACUUCAGGACAGACGCAAAACACGUACUUCAAAGCAUUCAAACACCAGUGGAAGACGUAACGACACGGGCUUUAGCAACGGCACCUUUGUGAGCCCCCGAAGUCCACACCACCACUCCAACGGUGGCGAUAAUAUUGCAUACCAUUCGUCUCAUGGGAUGUACGAUGAUUCAUCAGAUGGAUUCCAGUUGGGCACGAUUGAAUAUUCACAAAGCGAUGUGAUAUAUCCAGCCGAAGUCUGUCUCGACGAGUCACAGAAUCCAUCACAUCCAGUUCCAACCUACACCAUGGGCUCCAAUUCGCGGGAAACAGCCAUGCGUGCAUACGAUUACACCUCACCCAUCAUCCAACCUGAAGAAUACAACUAUCAAUCACCAUCGGAUGUUGUGUACGAGGAAGUACGAAAUGAUGGCACUUUCCACAUGCCUACCUCUCCUACAACGCAACGUUAUGUGAGCGAGGACACCCCAGAAGAGCGCAUGCGGCUUGGUCUUCCAAGGUUCCAAACCCGUGAAGAUUCUGAGGCAUAUUACCGUCAGUCUACGUACAGGCGCUAG
Messenger RNA from Glarea lozoyensis ATCC 20868, 669 nucleotides. RefSeq lists its product as uncharacterized. NCBI's taxonomy places the organism in Eukaryota, Fungi, Ascomycota, Leotiomycetes, Helotiales, Helotiaceae. Bases 1 to 669 code for a protein of 222 amino acids. The transcript is spliced from 2 exons. The record is from RefSeq and is a predicted model, not a curated record.